Messenger RNA from Sipha flava (yellow sugarcane aphid), 3349 nucleotides. It is a transcript of the gene KaiR1D, whose product is annotated as glutamate receptor ionotropic, kainate 2. NCBI's taxonomy places the organism in Eukaryota, Metazoa, Arthropoda, Insecta, Hemiptera, Aphididae. Gene Ontology annotation, molecular function: glutamate-gated receptor activity; transmitter-gated monoatomic ion channel activity involved in regulation of postsynaptic membrane potential. The coding region runs from base 144 to 2687 and encodes 847 amino acids. The record is from RefSeq and is a predicted model, not a curated record. The transcript has 18 exons. Gene Ontology annotation, cellular component: postsynaptic membrane; plasma membrane. Gene Ontology annotation, biological process: synaptic transmission, glutamatergic; modulation of chemical synaptic transmission; monoatomic ion transport.
CGCCGAGCCACGGCGUUUUCAGUGGACCACCCGACGGCCGCUCGUCCAGUCAUGGACAUCGUUCUCGCCGUUCGCCACACCGACAACGCGGUCUGAUCCACGUCGUCGUCGCCGUCGUGCGUUCCCCGUUCGCCGGGGCCCGAAUGAUGGACGUCCGGGUCCGCGUCCUCCUGCUGUGCUGCCUGGCCGGCCACGCGUCCGCGCUGCCUGACACGAUCAGAAUCGGUGGUCUGUUCCAUCCGAACGAUGUCUACCAAGAAAAUGUUUUCAAACAUGCCAUCCACGACGUCAACAGCAACAGACACAUACUCAGUAGGUCAAAUCUUUCCGGUCAGAUCGAAAAAGUAUCGCCGCAAGACAGUUUUCACGCGUCUAAACGAGUGUGCAGUCUGCUCCGACUCGGUGUGGCCGCGGUUUUCGGACCGCAAUCGGCCCAAAUAUCCAGUCACGUCCAAUCGAUCUGCGACACAAUGGAAAUACCCCAUUUGGAAACGCGGUGGGACUACAAGCUACGGCGUGAAAGCUGCUUGGUCAAUCUGUACCCGCACCCGACUGUGCUGUCCAAAGCCUAUUUGGAUUUGGUGAAAAAAUGGGGAUGGAAGUCAUUCACGAUAAUUUACGAGAGCAAUGAAGGUUUAGUGAGAUUGCAAGAGCUGUUGAAAGCCAGGAAUGCCGCACUCUCGGCGUAUCCGAUCACUAUUCGACAGUUGGGUUCCGGAAGAGAUCACAGGCCUUUGUUGAAGCAGAUUAAGAAUUCGGCCGAGUCUCACAUCGUGUUGGACUGUUCGACCGAUAAAAUAUACGACGUGUUGAAGCAAGCUCAACAGAUCGGUAUGAUGAGCGACUAUCACAGCUAUCUGAUCACGUCACUAGAUCUACAUACGAUCGAUCUAGACGAAUUCAAAUACGGCGGCACAAACAUUACCGGCUUUCGACUAAUCAACCCCGAUACGCCCAUGGUGCAGAGAGUACUGAAACAAUGGGGAGAGAACUUCACCGUCAUGUCGACGGAAACGGCUCUCAUUUACGACGCCGUUCAUCUGUUCGCCCGAGCACUGCAUGACUUGGACAGCAGCCAAAAGAUCGAUAUAAAACCGUUGAGUUGCGAUGCUUCCGAUACGUGGCCGCACGGCUACAGCUUGAUAAACUACAUGAAAAUAGUAGAGAUAAGCGGUUUGACCAGCGUGAUCAAGUUCGACAACCAAGGGUUCAGGACGGACUUCGAGUUGGACGUGGUCGAAGUGAACAAGGAAGGGCUGUCGAAGAUCGGCACCUGGAACUCCACCCAAGGAAUAAACUUCACCCGAUCUUUCGUCGAAGCCUACUCCAACAUCGUCGACAACCUGCACAACAAAACGUUAGUCGUUACGUUGAUACUCAGUUCGCCGUACACCAUGCGUCGUGAGUCCAGUCAAAAACUGGUCGGAAAUGACCAGUUCGAAGGUUAUGCGAUCGAUUUGAUCUACGAGAUUUCAAAGUUGUUGGGUUUCAACUACACCUUGAAGCUGGUGCCGGAUGGCCGUUACGGGUCGUACAACGAGGACACGAAGGAAUGGGACGGGAUGAUGGGAGAACUCUUGCAACAGAGAGCUGAUCUGGUGGUAGCCGAUCUAACGAUAACCUACGACCGCGAACAAGCCGUCGAUUUCACCAUGCCGUUUAUGAACUUGGGCAUCAGUAUCCUCUACCGAAAACCAAUCAAACAGCCGCCGAACCUGUUUUCGUUUUUAUCUCCUCUAUCGUUGGACGUGUGGAUUUACAUGGCCACCGCGUAUCUCGGCGUGUCGGUUCUUCUCUAUAUAUUAGCCAGGUUUAGCCCGUACGAAUGGGAAAAUCCACAUCCUUGCAACUCCGAUGCUCCAGAUGUUUUUGAAAACAAGUUUUCCUUGAACAAUUCGUUAUGGUUUACGAUCGGCUCUCUGAUGCAACAAGGAUCUGAUAUGGCUCCUAAGGCCGUGUCUACCAGAAUAGUGGCAGGUAUGUGGUGGUUUUUCACGCUCAUCAUGAUCUCAUCGUACACAGCUAACCUGGCAGCGUUUUUAACCGUCGAAAGAAUGGACUCACCGAUCGAAAGCGCCGAAGACCUUGCGAAACAAACGAAAAUAAAAUAUGGUGCCCUAAAAGGAGGUUCAACUGCAGGAUUUUUUAGAGACUCAAACUUUAUUACGUAUCAGCGGAUGUGGUCGUUUAUGGAAUCAUCCAGACCUAGUGUAUUUAUGGCAUCUAAUAACGAAGGCGUCGAAAGAGUCGUAAAAGGAAAAGGGAACUACGCGUUUUUAAUGGAAUCUACCAGCAUUGAAUAUGUGAUCGAAAGAAAUUGUGAACUGACUCAAGUCGGAGGAUUACUUGAUUCUAAAGGAUACGGCAUAGCGAUGCCGCCGAAUUCUCCGUAUAGAACAGCGAUCAGCGGGGCUGUAUUAAAACUCCAAGAAAUCGGCAAACUACACAAGUUGAAAACAAAAUGGUGGAAAGAGAAAAGGGGAGGUGGAGCUUGCCGGGAUGAAACGUCGAAAACCAACAGCGCAGCUAACGAAUUGGGUCUGGCCAACGUCGGCGGCGUGUUCGUCGUGUUGAUGGGCGGAAUGGGCGUUGCUUGUGUGGUCGCUGUAUUCGAAUUCGUAUGGAAGUCGAGAAAAAUCGCAGUAGAAGAAAGGAUCAUUAAAUAUCAUACGAAGUAUAGGAAAUAGGACGGAAUAUUAUGCAAAAAUCAUCGAAACGCUGUCGCACCGGAACACGGCUUCAUCGCGUUACGUAGUCUCGAAGUAUUUUCCUUUUGUAUUGAAAAAUAAACUCAUCACGCGUUGUACCUACAUGUUUAUGAGUCGGCCAGUUAAUUUUAGAUUAGUACAAUAUUAUAUUGUUUACACUUUAGCGAGUUUCAUUUGAAUAGUUGUUCUCGAAUUUUCGAGAAUUAUGUAAUGUAGUUAGAAAAAAAGAUUAAAAACACUGUGUUAUCGAUGUUUAAGAAAAAUAAUAUAUUUCUGAUGUUCAAUGGUUUUCAACUUAUAUAGGUUUUUAUUAAUUUUAUAAUUUUUUUUUUUUUUUUUACAGUCCACAUUUCAUUUUAUAAUAUAUGGCUUUAAAUCAACUUUUUCUAUACUAAAAUGUAUAUAUAAAGAAAUAAAAUAAUGUUUAUUAUAUUAGAUUUUUGUACAUAAUAAUAUUAUAAUAUUACGUUCAUUGUUAGUACUCCAUGAAAUCCUGUUGUACGCUCAAUCAAGACGGUACAUAUUGUAUUAAUAUCACACGCAUUAUUGAGACGUAAUUUUAUGUAUUUUAUAUUUAUACCGCCGAAUGGACAAUGAAGAACUCAAAUAAACAGAAAUCAAUAAAAUUAUGUUUUUAUUUA